AUGAACGGCAGCCAACCCCCCGAAGCGCAACAGCCGACGCCCGAAUCACCGGCCGGCACCAAUGGGCACAGCAACAACAGCAGUAGCAGCCUGGCAGCCAAGAAGCGCAAGAAGGAUGGACUGAAGCCCAUCAUUACCAUGGAGGGAUCGGGCCCUCAGACCCCUGGGCGGCUGGCGCGUUCCGAGGCCCGCGGAGAACGGACUCCUCUUACCUUGGGUUUCUUCUGCAUCUCCGAUUACCCUGUUGCUGGGCGGGCCGUCCGUGGCAUGUGGCAAGGCCAUGGGCAUAGACCACGGGCAUGGGCAUGGGCAGGAGAGAGGUUGGCGGGCAUCGACAUUGGGAACGAGAUUGGCCCCCGGGCCUGCCUUAUUGCCUACUACUCCGCCGACUGCGACUGGCCUGAGCUUGGGCCAGGGUACCCAAAGGAAAGCCCAAGCUCAGGCCCGAACCCGAGCCUGAUUAAGAGAGCGACCGCACUGCACAGCUAG
Molecule: messenger RNA, 489 nt
Organism: Ilyonectria robusta
Lineage: Eukaryota; Fungi; Ascomycota; Sordariomycetes; Hypocreales; Nectriaceae
Exons: 2
Coding region: 1-489 (162 amino acids)
Source: RefSeq, a predicted model, not a curated record